Cherax quadricarinatus is the source of this 5581-nucleotide messenger RNA. RefSeq names its product oxytocin-neurophysin 1. The record is from RefSeq and is a predicted model, not a curated record. Gene Ontology annotation, cellular component: extracellular region; secretory granule. NCBI's taxonomy places the organism in Eukaryota, Metazoa, Arthropoda, Malacostraca, Decapoda, Parastacidae. Gene Ontology annotation, molecular function: neurohypophyseal hormone activity.
UGUGAAAACUUUUAAUACAUUCCGCCAACCAGUUUAAUCUUUAGAUCCCAAUUCCAACAAUAUUCCAUAUCUGACCUUACCUGACUCCCAAAUCCGAAGACCAUAGUAUCUAUGCCCCCUGUUCUCAUUCUGUAUCUGCUGAAGAGAAUACCCAAAUGAUAUUUUCGUGUCUCAGCGCCCCCACGGCCCGGUUCCAGACUGUGCCUGUUUAUCCUGUUGUGUGUGUGUGUGUGUGUGUACUCACCUAUUUGUGGUUGCAGGGGUCGAUUCAUAGCUCCUGACCCCGCCUCUUCACUGAUUGCUACUAGGUCCUCUCUCUCCCUGCUCCAUGAGCUUUAUCAUACCUCGCCUUAAAACUAUGUAUGGUUCCCGCCUCCACUACGUCACUUUCUAGGCUAUUCCACGGCCUGACUACUCUAUGACUGAAGAAAUACUUCCUAACGUCCCUUUGAUUCAUCUGAGUCUUCAACUUCCAAUUGUUUCUGUGUCCCAUCUCUGGAACAUCCCGUCUUUGUCCACCUUGUCUAUUCCGCGCAGUAUUUUAUAUGUCGUUAUCAUGUCUCCCCUGACCCUCCUGUCCUCCAGUGUCGUCAGGCCGAUUUCCCUCAACCUUUCUUCGUAGGACAAUCCCCUUAGCUCUGGGACUAUUCUUGUUGCAAACCUUUGCACUUUCUCUAAUUUCUUGACGUGCUUGACCAGGUGUGGAUUCCAAACUGGUGCUGCAUACUCCAGUAUGGGCCUGACGUAAAUGGUAUACAGAGUCUUGAACGAUUCCUUACUGAGGUAUCGGAAUGCUAUCCGUAGGUUUGCCAGACGCCCGUGUGCUGCAGCAGUUAUCUGAUUGAGGUGCGCCUCAGGAGAUAUGCUCGGUGUUAUACUUACCCCCAGAUCUUUUUCCUUGAGUGAGGUUUGCAGUCUUUGCCCAUCUAGACUAUAUUGUGUCUGCGGUCUUCUUUGCCCUUCCCCAAUCUUCAUGGCUUUGCAUUUGGCAGGGUUAAACUCAAGGAGCCAGUUGCUGGACCAGGCUUGUAGCCUGUCCAGGUCUCUUUGUAGUCCUGCUGAUCCUCGUCCGAUUUGAUUCUUCUCAUUAACUUCACAUCAUCUGCAAACAAGGACACUUCUGAGUCUAUCCCUUCCGUUAUGUCAUUCACAUAUACCAAAAACAGCACAGGUCCUAGGACUGACCCCAGUGGAACCCCGCUUGUCACAGGCGCCCACUCUGACACCUCGUCACGUACCAUGACUCGUUGUUACCUCCCUGUCAGGUAUUCUCUGAUCCAUUGCAGUGUGUGUGUGUGUGUGUGUGUGUGUGUGUGUGAAACGAAGGCUGAAAAUUACAUGCCUUCCACUACCAACCAACCUCAAUAAGCAAAUCUCUCAUCCGUCACAUGUACUAAGGAGUGUAUAUAAAUUGGGGUAACAAAGAACACAGCAGACAGUAGACACUCACCAGCAUUGGAUAAAAACAGUAUGCAGAAGUUUGGGACAUCAUAUGUGAGCACGUUGAUGGUAGAUAUGGACUAUUGUUGUGGUAUCAAAUAAUACUAUAUGGUAGAUGGUAGACAGGCCAGUGUUAGGACAACACACAGUAGAUGGUAGACAGGGACCAGUGUUGAGGUAUCAAAUUAUGAGUGGGUCUAUACCAGCUGAGCCCAGCUGCGAUCACACGUAAGGGCGCUAGUCUGACCUUAUUAACACAAGGUGUCGCCAUUAUAGAGGAAGAGAAUAGGCUUUCUCACGCCUCCACCUGGCUGUGUCAUACAUCACUGUCACACCUGGCACAUAUAUGCUUAACACUCAAGUGAUGUACACACACCAAGCCAGGCACGAAGCCAAUCAGCGCUCUCCAUAUUAUGUUUGACGAGGUUUGUGUAUUGUGUAUGUGUGUGCGCUCACCUAUUUAUGGUUGCAGUUGUAGUUCCUGGCCCCGCCUUUUCGCUGGUCGUUACCAGAUCCUCUCUCUCCAUGCUCCAGGAGCUUUAUUGUACCUCUUCGUAAAGUUAUGUAUGGAUCCUGCCUCCACUACAUCACUCUCCAGAUUGUUUCACUUCCUGACAACUCUAUAACUGAAGAAAUGCUUUCUAACAUUCCUGUGAAUCAUCUGAGUUUUUUAACUUCCAGUUGUGACCACUUGUUGUUGUGUCCCGUCUCUGAAACAUUCUGCCCCAUCCACCUUUUCAAUUCCUUUCAGUAUUUUAUAUAUAUAUUGUUAUCUUGUCUCCCCCCUGUCCCUGUCCUUCACUGUCAUCAGGUUGAUUUCCGGGAUUAGUCUUGUUGCAGACCUUUGCACUUUCUCUAAUUACUUAACGUGCUUGACCAGGUAUUGGUUCCACACUGGUGCUGCAUACUCCAAUAGAGGCCUGACGUACACAGUGUACAGUGCCUUGAAUGACUCUUUACUCAGGUGUCGAAACACUAUUUUCAGGUUUGCCAGGCACCCAUGUGCUGCAGCAGUUGUCUAGUUGAUGUGCGCCUCAGCUGUGCUGGGUAUGAUACUGAUCUCAAGAUCAUUUUCUCCAAGUGAGGUUUGCAGCCUUUGGUUCCCAGCAUGUACUCCGUCUGUGUGUGUGUACUCAUCUGUUUGUGGUUGCAGGGGUCGAUUCAUAGCUCCUGGCUCCGCCUCUUCACUGAUCGCUACUAGGUUUUCUCUCUCCUUGUUCCAUGAACUUUAUCAAACCUCGUCUUAAGACUAUGUAUGGUUCCUGCCUUCACUACGUCACUAGCCAGACUAUUCCACUUCCUGACAACUCUGUGACUAAAGAAAUACUUCCUAACAUCCCUUUGACUCAUCUGUGUGCGUGUGUGUGUGUGUGUGUGUGUACUCACUUUUAUACUCGCCUAUUUGUUGUUACAGUGGUCGAUUUUUAGAUCCUGGCCCUGCCUCUUAACUUGCUGCUCUUCAGAUUAGCUCCCUAAAAGCCUCUAGGGCCCUAUCGUACCUCCAUCAUUUCCCCACUAAGAUCAUUCCACUUUCCAACCACUCUGAAAAUGAAGAAAUACUUCCUAACAUCCCUGUGGCUUAUGACUCACGAAAUCGUAAUGAUACGAUUGCAAACAAACUACAGUACGAGUGGGGAUUGAACUCGCGGCCCCUCGAGGGAGGUUCCUUUACGCUGGUGAGGGGCUCUUGAUCUAGGGAAUUGGAUCUGUGCUCCGGUUCCCUGAAUUGAGCCUGAAUACCUUCCAUUCCCCCCACAUGCGUUGUAUAAUCCUAAGGGUUUAGCGCUCCCCCAUGACUAUAAUAAUGAAUUUACGGCAAAUGAGUUCUACGACUGGAGUUUUACGAUUCAUUUUUCCCGAGUUUAAUCCCCACCCGUACCGCGGUUUAUCCCUGUGGCUUAACUGUCAACUUCCAAAGGUGUCCUUGGAUUCCCGUUUCUUCCCUCUCAAAGACCUUAUCCCUGUCUACCUUAUCAAUUCUGCUGAGUAUUUUGUUAUCAUGUCCUCUCUGGAUCUUCCGUCCUUCAAUAUUUUUACAUUAAAUUCGGUUAGUCUUUCUUUAAUUUAGAAACAAGACUUUUUGAAUACUCUGCACUUUCUUAUUUUUUUUCUUUUUGGUGCAAGAUAGAGAGUUCAGAAGAUUCCUGAGAGUCUUAGAUUUACCAGUCGUGCUUUGGAUGCCUAGGUUAUUAGACUUGUGUCUCUGGCAAUAUACUGGGCACUAUGUUCCUUUCUAGGUCUUUCUCUUUGAGUGCAGUCUAUAGCCUGUCUCCCUAGUCUAUAUCCGGUUUCCGGUCUUUUUGUUCCUUCCAGUCUUAGUGUGUGUGCAUUUGUGGAGGUCAAGACUCAGCUUGUGUGUGUGUCGGGGGGGGAGGGGAGAUGGAGGGGGAAGGGGGUUCCCAGCAUAGUGGUGUCCUAGGCAACACAACUCUCACGCGACUACUAAAACCUCGGGUAUAUAAGUCUGCGUCAGAGGAUACUCGACCACUAGGCUCUCCUGCCUCAGCCACACACCUCACUCUCCCUCCUCUCACACUCACUCGUCACCCAACAGGUAUGCAGGGGGGUGUGGGCGUGGUGAUGGUGGUGGGCGUGCUGGUGGGUGCUGCUACAGCUUGUUUCAUCACCAACUGUCCUCCAGGUGGCAAGAGGUCUGGACAUACAACACAACUUGCACACUUUCGCACAUGUACAUCGUGUGGUCCCGGGCUGCGGGGGCGCUGCAUGGGGCCGGAGAUCUGCUGUGGUCCUGGGCUAGGUUGUUUCCUCGGCACCCGUGAGGCUAGGAUGUGUCGCUCCGAGAACCUGGUACCUCUCACCUGCACCAACACUGACCUUAACACCUGUGGAAGGAUGAGGGAAGGACGAUGUGCUGCCUCAGGAAUCUGCUGCACAGAAAUGAGGUGUGAGUUUGACAGCAGCUGCUUGAUGGAGGGUCGAGAGGGAAGUGUGGAGGAGCAACCCAUCGAGAGACAACGUCUUGCCAUCCUGCCCAGCUUGUCUGACAUACAAUGGAACCUGUGAGCCUCUUCCUGACUGCUGCUUCAGCUCCAUAUUCCGUCCUCAGUGACCAACGGAGCCUGUCUUUCCUUCCACCACCUUUACAUCACUGCCCACCAUCACCGCCUACACUAUCUGCACCACCAACACAUCCUCGUGAUGGCAUCUAGGGAUGUGUAAGGCAAAACUGAUGAAAUUCAAUUGUAUCUCCCUCUUGUAUAUCCAGAAUUAUUGCUGAAAUACGAAUUCAUAUGAUUGUGCAAGUCGAUCUUGUAAUAUUUACAGGCAGCGAUAAACUAAGGUAUCAAACUCUUGAAUAUCGUGGAUAAUUCAGAGAGAUGGAUCUUUCUGUUGAUGAUGGAAAACAUUUUUCCCUCUUAUGAAUGCUCUUUCUCUGACACUCGCCCGUGAGUGCCAAUGCACUAAGAAAUAAAAGGUACCAUAUUUAUUCUCGUUGUUUCCUUAUAUCAUUGUUUUCUUGCAAUCAGUAUUCCCUUCAAGGUAUCCCUUGAUGUUAAUGAAGGGCUCUGAUCCAUGGAAUUGGAACUACCCUUCUCUGGAUCAAGCCCGAUUACCUCCCGGUUCCCAGGCGCUCAAUGACCCCCUACGUGUUCAUGGUCCAGAAACGAAGCCUUUAUGGAACUUUUAGUUAUUGUUACAGUCACUGAUAUACAGUAUACAAAUUAAUUAUAUAACCUGAAUUGUGAUGCUGGUUGGUAGCAACCUCUGCCCAUUCCCACUGUCAAUACGGUCACUAGUACCACUGGCUGCUUGUAAGAAUCUAAGACUUCAGUAUAUCGAAUAACAGAGAUCGAAUAACACUGCCACAUUCAACAGAGCAAAUGUGAGCCAAAGGCAGAUAUGCUCUGCCUCGUUUGGGUAAAAAAGACGUGACCAAACUGAGCUACAAUUCCACAGGUUCUACCUUUGUAAGGAAAGUGAAAUGUGGUUUAAAACAAGGUCUAUUUUUUAUUAAAUACUGGAAAUCGAACAGCCUUCCAUAGAUAAGUUUACCAAGGAAAUGAAUGACUUGAUGAGACGGUAAUUAUGAAAUUUUCAGAAACUUAAUGAAGAGCCGUUUUAAAUUCUAGUAUGUAUUGUACUCUAUUAUUCUUAAGUCAAUAACAUCGUUAAAUAAUAA